CUAUAUUGUUUCCGAGUACUAUCAACGGUGGUUUCGACAUGAACCAUCCAACCAGAAAUCAAAGCACUUCCGUGGAAGUAACGGUGACGAAGUAAACGGCAUCAUUUUCUACAGGUCUUCCGAGCAGCUUCUUGGAAUAACUCUUUAUUGACGUUGAUGUUGACGUACAAUGACGACCAAGACUUCGGUAUUUAACUAUUAAUUACUGAUUGGCGAAUUUCCGCUGUGACUACUGGCAUGGAUUGGCGGAAAUAAAAGUAGCAGUUGAUGCUCAUUGUUUUCGAAAACCAUUCUGCAGUUUGGUAGCUUUUCUGGGUUUUCUAAGCGAAUCGUUGAGAAGAAGAUUGAAGAUGACCAUCAACCAAUUCAGCAGCGGUUUGGAAUCGGCCAACUUUGUGUUGAACUCUGAUCCGGUUGACCAGGCUUGGAAUGCAAUCGAGAAACAGAAACAGAUCAAUCCUAAUGCAGAGCCAUCUUUGUUCAGUGUAAUCCAACCAGAAAAUCCUACCAUCAUAGCUUUUGGAACUCCACCAAGCUCUCUUCAAGGACAAGAAGCCUUGGUCUCAUCAUCAAGUCUCAAAGAGGACAACUUUGCUCACUUUGAGUUUCUCUGCAACAAAACCAACAAAAAUUUCUCCAUCAAUCAAGCAACAGUCAAACUCUUCCAGUCACAAUACCAUGAACUGCUUCAACUGAAGGAGAAGCUGGUAGAGAAUAGCAAGAGCAAACCCCCUCCAUUAGUAAUCAUCACUGGACAAUCUGUGGGAGGUAGUGUGGCUACACUCUUCACUUUAUGGCUGCUGCAAGGGCUCCUCAAAUUGCCGAAUUCUAAACGGCCCCUUUGUGUUACUUUCGGUUCUCCUCUUCUUGGAGAUGAACAACUCGGGCAAUGUGUCUCAAAAUUCACAGCAUGGAAGUCUUGCUUCUUGCAUAUUGCGUCUAAUCAAGACCCUACACCUAAACUUUUUAUAUCGCGACAUCCAGGAGCUUAUAAGCCAUUUGGGACAUACCUGUUGUGCUCGGCAUCAGGUUGUGCUUGCUUGGAGGACCCAGAUAUCAUUUUGGAACAGUUGGUGAAAACCAACUCUCAAAAUCAAGGGUGCCAUUAUGGACAAAUUUUGGGUGAUCUCAAGUCUAAGGCAUUGUGUACUGUUCCCAACUGUACUGAUGCUAAGAUGGAUUCUCUUCAAGCCAGCCUUACCACACAACUUCAAGCAAUUGGAAUUCUAUCGCAGCAGCUGCCGAGUACAGAGAUCACCGCUCUGAUUCAAAGGAUGAAGAAACAUGAAACGAAGUUAUUAAUUCAAAAGAAGAAGAUUUCAGACUCGGACAAGAAGUUGAAUGAAAUGAAAGUUUUUAUGGCCUUUUUGGAGUGGUACAAGAAAGAAUCCAGACUACACAAAAUAGGAUACUAUGACAGGUACAGAAACCAGGGGAAUAUGGCUGACGUGAAUGUUAACGAGUACAAGAAAAAGCUCAUGAAUUAUUGGGAGGACACUGUCAGAGAAGUUGAGAACAGGCCCCAGAUAGAAGGAGCUCAUUUAAAGGUUAGAUGGCUUCAUGCAGGCGCAGCCUACAGAAGGAUGGUUGAGCCACUUCACAUUGCAGACUACUACAAGGAUGGUGGAAAGAACUACAAGACUGAAGGAAAAAGGCCUGAACAUUUCAUUCUGUUAGAGGAAUGGUUAAAGAAAGUAGACAAACCUGAGGCCACCCCAAGCAAAUCGAAAAGAGAAACAGUCGGGUCUAGUCUGAAUGAGGAUUCAUGUUUUUGGGCACAUGUUGAAGAAGCUCGCAUCUUAUGCGAACUGGUGAAGAACGGAUCAGCUGAAGAGAAAGCACCUGCAUUGGAAAAAUUGAAGAAGUUCGAAGAGGAUGUGUAUGCUUCCCUUAAGAAUUACGCAUUGUCUCCGGAGAUUUUCUUGGAUAAGAGCAGUUUCAUGCAGUGGUGGAAGGAGUACGAGAAAGUUGUUGAUCAGCCCUACUCCUCAUUGCUGCUGGACUUCAUGAAACAUCGCAAAUAUGAGGCGUACAAGAAAGGGGAGUUCAUCUGUGAUAAAUGAUCGCAAAGUAUGAAAUGUGUGACAAUAAAACAUGAAAAAGAUGUAACUUGUGUGGUGCCUUUUUCUUUGCUGUAAAAUGCUUUCCAUGUUUGGUGUUUCUCCUAGUUUGUUUUAUUUAUGCUGAAAUAAAUUCCAAUUGUUGCA
Molecule: messenger RNA, 2207 nt
Organism: Argentina anserina (silverweed cinquefoil)
Lineage: Eukaryota; Viridiplantae; Streptophyta; Magnoliopsida; Rosales; Rosaceae
Product: senescence-associated carboxylesterase 101-like
Exons: 4
Coding region: 351-2063 (570 amino acids)
Biological process (GO): defense response; lipid metabolic process
Molecular function (GO): carboxylic ester hydrolase activity
Source: RefSeq, a predicted model, not a curated record